UCACUUUUCUUCCCCUCCUACAAUCAUAUUUUAUUACCACAUUUCUUUCACGUUCUCUUCAAGUCCAUUUCACUAAUACAAGACCCAUCCCAUCCACCGUACUCCUCCUCUACCACUUAGCACGCCCCCUCCCCAAUCCCUUCCUCUUCCCUCCUCCACACUUCAACAUCUCUCUCUGAACAAUUAAUUAAUUCAAAAACAAGAGCUUGUUCCAGUGUUUGUUUCAUUGUGUUUGAUUGCAGGAUCAACCCUGGAACCCAAACAUCAUCAUGAAUUGCCCACAAGAUUGGCCAGAACCAAUUGUCCGAGUCCAAUCCUUGUCCGAGAGUGGCUUGAAAGCACUCCCCGAUCGAUACAUCAAGCCACAAACCCAGAGGCCGGUGAUAAUUUCCGGCAGCCAAAAUGAUGUUAACAUCCCAUUGAUUGAUCUAGGAGGCCUAUUUGGCGAUGACAGUGCUCUUCGAGCAACCACUCUGGCUCGAAUCUCCGAGGCGUGUCGAGAGUGGGGGUUCUUUCAAGUUGUGAAUCAUGGGGUGAGCCCUGAGCUGAUGGACCGUGCCAGGGAAGUGUGGAGAGGAUUUUUUCAUCAACCCAUGGAGGUGAAACAAGAUUAUGCGAAUUCUCCAAAGACUUAUGAAGGGUAUGGUAGCAGAUUAGGAGUCACAAAAGGUGCCAUUCUUGAUUGGAGUGAUUACUACUUCCUUCACUACCUUCCUGGAUGCUUGAAGGAUCAUAAAAAGUGGCCUGCACGUCCAUCUUCUCUCCGGGAGGUGAUUGAUGAAUACUCAGCAGAAUUGGUGAAGUUAAGUGGGGUUUUAUUGAGGGCUUUCUCAGGAAACCUUGGAUUGGAAGAGGAUUAUCUCCAAAAUGCAUUUGGUGGUGAAGAUAUUGGAGCCUGUCUAAGAGUGAAUUUUUAUCCAAAGUGUCCACAACCUGACCUGACCCUUGGUCUAUCCUCUCACUCCGACCCAGGUGGCAUGACCAUUCUCCUCCCGGACGAGCACGUUCCGGGCCUUCAGGUCCGAAAAAACGGCAGCUGGAUUACCGUGAAGCCGGUUUCACAUGCCUUCAUCGUCAACAUUGGCGACCAAAUUCAGGUUCUAAGCAAUGCUAUUUACAAAAGUGUCGAGCACCGAGUGAUCGUUAAUUCAGCCCAAGAGCGUCUUUCACUCGCCUUCUUCUACAAUCCCAGGGGCGAUCUGCUCUUACAACCGGCGACGGAGCUCGUGACGCAGGAAAAACCUGCCUUGUACCCUGCCAUGACAUUUGAUCAAUACAGACUCUUCAUAAGGAUGAAGGGUCCUCAAGGGAAAUCCCAAGUUGAGUCUCUAAAAUCUCCAAGAUAAUGAUGGAUCUAUUAGUGUAUAGUUCAUCAAGUGUAAAUCAUUUUAUUGUUAUUUAUCCAUUUAGUGGCCAUUGGAUUAGCUUAAACCUUUGUAUUUUAGAGGGGUUGACAAAGAAAAAAGAGAGAGAGAAGGAUAAAAAAAGACCUAGGAGGUGGAUGGGUCUCAUUCAUUCAUGUUAUUAAUUCUAGGCAAAGGUUCGUGGCUCAUA
Ilex paraguariensis (yerba mate) is the source of this 1554-nucleotide messenger RNA. Lineage: Eukaryota; Viridiplantae; Streptophyta; Magnoliopsida; Aquifoliales; Aquifoliaceae. The record is from the annotation of a GenBank genome assembly.